Molecule: messenger RNA, 249 nt
Organism: Brugia pahangi
Lineage: Eukaryota; Metazoa; Nematoda; Chromadorea; Rhabditida; Onchocercidae
Source: the annotation of a GenBank genome assembly
AUGGGUGAUAAAUAUGAACUAAUUGAUCAAAAUGAUCCUAACCAGUUGAUACCAGCAGCACCAAAUGCUCCACCAGGAUCACCAUCUGCUGAUACAACACCAUUACCGGAUCCAGAAGCUGAACUAUUAAAGAGUGCUGCUACCGAUCUUUACACCAAAAAAAUGGAAUCUGGAAUAUAUGUUGGUGCUAUAAUGUUAAAUAUUAUUGUAUUUUGUAUUGGUAUAGCUAUUGGCUACUAUGCUUUAUAA